GAACUCCAAUAUUUUAGCAUGAUCCUAACGCACUUGUCAUUCUGAUUGGUCAUUUCAUUCUCACCUGCGAUUUUGGUGUUUCCGUGUAAGAACGGUAAAACCGACUCGUAGAUGAACUCGUCUUCCAAUUCCUUCUGAUCUUAUUUUUCGUAUCUUAAACUUUAUAUUUUGUGUAAGCAGAUGGCAUUCUAAUCCUAUCGCAUCAUCUUCGUAACAAGGAUCCCAAACCCCAACGCUCAUUUCAAGCCAAUCACCUGUACUCACCUUCCUUCCAUGUUUUGUUGCUAUUCCCACUUGCCGCCAGUUGCAUUUUCUCUGGAAAUUUACGAUUUCUUCUAGGUUUGACCCCUCAAUCUUCAUUGACUUCGCACAACCCCAAGCAGGGUUUUUUUUGAGUCUAGCUCUCGGGUCAUGGAUUCUGAACUGGUUAGAAGGGGGUUGGGAUUCUCUCAGAGAAGAAAGAAAUGGCUUAUUCUAUUGACUGUCAUGGGGGUUUCUGGUUACGGUGCUUACAAGGUCUAUCAUUUGCCUUCUGUCGAGAGGAGGAGGAAGAAGUUGAUGAAGCUCUUGGGCGCCAUGAUUUCCGUUGCUGAAAUGGUUGCGGAUUCUUCUGAAGCUAUUGGAGUAGUUUCUAAGGACUUGAAGGAGUUUCUGAAAUCUGAUUCCGACCAGAUUCCCAACAGCUUGAAGCAAAUUUCCAAAAUUGCAAAAUCUGAGGAAUUUUCGGAGUCUCUGGAAAAGAUCACCGAGGCUUUUACGAUUGGGAUGAUGAGAGGUUAUAAAUCUCUGUCAAAGAAUGAACAAAAUGCGGAGGCUGGUUUGGCGAAUUCGAGCUUUACUUCUGAUGUCGUUCAGAAGCUUUUCUCAACAGCUGGGACUGGUUUUGCGUCUGUUGUGGUUGGAAGUUUUGCAAAGAACUUGGUUAUCGGAUAUUACUCGAUCCCUGGAUCAGUUGAUGAUGCAAGUCGAAAUUCAAGUUCUUACAAAUCUGGAUCUGAAUUUCCAGACGUGCCCAGAUGGGUAACUGUGGCCUCCAAUGAGAAAAGCAAAAAUCUUAUAGCGGAUUGCAUACAAGUUUUUGUUAGCACUGCAGUUGCUGUAUAUCUUGAUAAAACAAUGGAUGUUAAUGUGUACAAUGAUUUGUUUAGUGGAUUGACCAAUCCCACGCAUCAGGACAAGGUGAAGGACAUGCUUGUUUCUGUUUGUAAUGGCGCUGUGGAAACUCUAGUAAAAACAUCUCACCAGGUAUUGACAAGCUCGCGAUCGACUUCGAAAUUGAGUCCGGUUUCAUCCCGCAAUGGACUGUCGAAGAUAGGAGACAACCCCUUUUCUGAAGGAGCAUAUCCAAAGAAGAUGGCUAUGGCCAGCUCAAAUGAGGAUAGCCAAAAUGGGUGGGUUGGCGCGGUUUCAUCUACUUUGGCAGUUCCUAGAAAUCGUAAGUUUGUGCUUGAUUUAACUGGUAGGGUGACCUUUGAAACAACAAGAUCUUUUGUGGAAUUUUUGUUGUGGAAGCUCAUGGAUGGUCUGAAGAGAAGUCUUGAUAUAGUUCAUGAUGAAGUUGUGGGUAGGGGAUUGCAAGUCAUCAGAUACUUCAGCGCUAAGUCUUCUGUCCUUGUUACAAUUUGUUUAGCAUUAUAUCUACAUGUUUUUGGUGGCACCAGACUUCUGUUACCUGCAUAAUAUAGAGCCGGAUGAAGUUAUAAAGCAAGCCACUUAGAUUAGAAAGUAUAUACACCAUUGUUGCACUUAGGGAAGGUUUUGUACUUUCUCCAUAUCAUUCAAAUUUUAAUGACAAUGAUACUUCUUGAACAAAUACAUAUAUGAGAACUAAGCAAUGAGUGUGCCUAGAC
Messenger RNA from Cucurbita maxima (winter squash), 1850 nucleotides. RefSeq names its product protein PHLOEM PROTEIN 2-LIKE A10-like. The transcript is spliced from 2 exons. The record is from RefSeq and is a predicted model, not a curated record. Lineage: Eukaryota; Viridiplantae; Streptophyta; Magnoliopsida; Cucurbitales; Cucurbitaceae. The coding region runs from base 412 to 1680 and encodes 422 amino acids.